UCUGAGUCAAUGGCCUGAAUGGCGCAUAACCAGUUGACAUGUAUACUUAUUUGUGUUAGAGGCGUGGUCGAGUCAGCAAAAAGCUCAUGGUUGUUAAAAUUAAAAAGUCUCGAGUUCGAACCCUCUGGCAGAUAAGGCUCGAUCCUUUCCAACACUAAAAAUUAAGAACGAAGAAGAAGAAGAAAUCUAGAUAUAUCUAUGUACUAUUCGAAGUAUGCCUUGUUGGAUGAGAGGGAUAUUAGCAUUGUUCAACAACAUGCCAUUGAGCCAAGAGUAGAAGUGGACAAAAAUGGCAAUGGGGCACGGAUAUAUGCCAUUGCACAUGAUAUUGGAAAGAGUCGAAACUACGGGAAAUAUCUUCACGAGCUGCUUUGGGAGAGGCAUAAAGGUGGGAUUGCACCAGGCUGGAGGGUUGUCCACAAAAAUCAUGUCACAGUGGAUAACCGCCUGGAUAACUUGGAGCUGGUGAAAGAGGAUGGGAUGGAUAUGUCGUCCCAUCACCAAGACGAGGGGUCGGGUGGUCAGACCAAAAACCGGGAAAACAGUUUGUACUGGAUUACUGUAACACAGCUGCUUGGUGACCCACUGGAAAUUAUGAGAGUUUUUAAACUUAUUUAAAUCGUUUAAAUAUGACCAGUUGUAUAACAUUUUAAAAAUGUUUAAUCGUUUUGAUAUAAUCAGAAUAUUAGAAUUUCUAUAUUAUGUCAGUUGGUCAGAUUUUCUGCGUUUGGUAAGUGUAAUUAUCUACAUGUAGUCAGAUGUUAAAAUUGUCAUCAGAUUAUAAAUGGUUUAGAAUUUUUAGAUGGUCAUUUAUUUUAAAAAGUUGACCUUUUAUUAUAUUCUUUUAUAUUUUAGUUAUCUUUUAUGAAAAAAGGUGUAUUUGUUAAAUAAGAUAAAAAUAAUAGCUGUUUCUAUUUACCGUUCUAAUAAGUUUUUUUUUAAUGUAUUGUUUAGAACUACCACCAUUUGAACAAGUGGUAUGAUUUCAAUGGAGACAUUGUAGAUCCUGCAGGUGAGAGCUACAUCUAUUAUGAGUGUCACUACCCACCAUGCACUAGGAUGGAGAGAGAGCUGCGAGAGUUCAGUAUAUGUGGGCGGUGCCAGGAAGUUAGAUACUGUGGUACUUCUUGCCAAGAAAGAGAUUAGCCCUCCCACAAAAGAUUCUGCAG
Physella acuta is the source of this 1169-nucleotide messenger RNA. Its product is annotated as zinc finger MYND domain-containing protein 19. Gene Ontology annotation, cellular component: membrane; cytoplasm; synapse. NCBI's taxonomy places the organism in Eukaryota, Metazoa, Mollusca, Gastropoda, Physidae. The record is from RefSeq and is a predicted model, not a curated record.